AUGGUGAUGACCAGGACGGGACCUUCUUCCCAAGAAGUCUCAAUGCAUGUGGGUUCCUGCAAUCUUAAGGCAGACCUUGACCUUGAAAAGUUUGACCCUAUGCUCCAUAUAAUGAUUGAGUUUCUAAAAAGUCACCCUAUUCACAAACCCUUGACUAAAUCAAUCGAGUUUCCUUUAAGCAUCAUUCAUAAGGCAUACUCCACUGCCGUCUAUAACUCUGAGGAAGAGUACAUUGAGUUCAACAUCAAUGAAGAUAAGACCACCAAACUGUCUAAGGUUGAGUUCCUGAAGGCUAUUGGCCUUCCAGAGAGCAAGGAAAAAAAGACGUUAUAUGAACCCACAAAUGAAGAACUCUUCGACAUAUUAGAUCAAAUGGGGUAUUUACCUCCAAAGCUUGAGUCAACCUCAAACUUCAGGAAAGGCAAGCUUCCAGGCAUGUGGCAUUUUUUGUUUCACAUCAUUCUGCGGUGCCUCUCAGGAAGGGUUGCAGGAAUUGACAUGCUAAGUAGGCAGCUUCAUGUACUUAUUUGUGGUAUGUACACUGGGAAGGAAGUGGACUUUGGAACCACUAUCUGGAAUGAUUUUACUAGUUAUGUGUUUCCAAAGAAGAAGGCAAUUCCUUGUGCAAGGUUUUGGGCACUUGCACUCCAAAGGGUGUAUAACAAGCUGAAGAUCCCAUUACCUAAAGAAGAGGAGAUGUUCACUCCUCGUACCUUAUCCAGGCAUACUAUCCCAAAUCAGUCUGCAUUUGGGAAGGUUGCUCGUCUCCCCGAAGCAAUGCUUCAAUAUAUUGAAAAGAACUCCAAAGUUCUCAUCAGACAUAUAAAGGAAACGGAUCCUCCAGAAGCUGAACGCCCUACCCAAUCCUCACAACAUACUUCCAGUCCUACAAAACAAAAGAAAAAUGCCUUGAAAGUAAAGAAGACUACUGGUAAAAGAAAAGGUGAGACCAUUCCUUCCCCUCAAGCCAAAAGACAACCCACAAAAUCUCAAAAGGCGAAGGAUGUUGAAAAAAGAUCUACCGUUGGGUCACAGUCAUCUACCUCUUCAUCCUCUCAAGAAGAUGAUGUCUCUCAAAAGUAUUGGAAUAUAACACAUACACAACCCCCUUCCUCUCAAAAGGAAGAUGUGGGUGCUGAAAAAAGUCAUGAGCAGCCCCCAGGGACACACUCAAAUAUCAAUCAUGAGCCUAUAAAGACAAGUUCUUCUUCUUUCCACACUACACCACCUGAGGCCUUAAUCCCAGGCCAAGAGUCUAAUGGUGAGGCAGAGGUGAGAACAUCAGAGAGUGAGAGUGUAAGGCAAACUCGAGAUGAUUCAACGAAGGAAACACGAGAUGAACAGGAGAGGCAAAGUGAAAGAGCUGAGAAAGAGGGAAAUGCUCAGAUAGACUUGAAUGAGGAAAUGUUAAAAGAGAAGAGACUGAGAGAUGAGAAGACAAAAGAAGAAUUGAUGAAACUGAAAGCUGAGGAAGAAGGGAGAAGGAUUAGAAAAGAGCUUAUUCAGAGGCUUGUGAAAGAGACGAAGAGGAAGGAGGAUGAGCUUAAAGCUGAGAAGCAGAGAGAGCAAGAGGAAAGAGAGAAAAACGAAGCUCUACCAAGCAAUGAUGAGAUGAAGAAAGCUGCUGAGAAAGAACAAAUUGCCACCAAGCAAUUGCAACAGGUUCUUAGUGAAUUAAGAGAGGCUGAGGAAAAGAAAGAAGAGGAGCAAAAGGAAUUAGUGAGAAUGUUGCGUGAGGAGCAACAAAAGAGUGAAGAGGAAGAGAGGGUCCAGACCACGGAUAAACUUAUUGAUCUUGCCAUCUGUUGUGAGGAGUCUUUGGACCCAUUCACAAAGACUGGUAUGGAGUCUGCUCAAGACAUGGAAAAGGACUUUGUGUUUACUGCUGAUGAUGGACUCAUCCAAGACUCUGAUUCACACUCCAUUAUGGAGACACUCAAACCCUCCAAAUCUAUUAUUUUCUUGGGAUCUUCAGAAACAGAAAGUCAGGAAGUUCCCAAAGGAGACACCAACACUCUUCCAACCACCACUGUCAGACGCACUAAAUUGAAGAAGAAAAAGUCCAAAUAUGUCUCCAGGGUGGAAUUUAAUUCCCUCAACCAGAAGUUGUCUGAGGUUCUUGAGCUUGUAAACAAGAUCCCUCCAUCUAAGGAGAAAUUUGUGAGCAAGGAAGACUUCCGGGAAAUGCAGAAAGUUGUGACAUCCUUAGCCCAAAGGGUUCCUAAUCUUGAGACAAGGGAAAAGAUGCUUCGGGAAUCAGUCGUCAAAUCUACUGCAGAUGCUCUGAAGAACAUGGAGCAGAAGAGGACUGAUGACACAUUUAAGUAUUUGGAUCGGAUGGAUGUGAUGGUGAAAAUGGUGAAGGAAAUUCAACAGUCGUAUGAUGACCUCACCAACACCUUGGGCCACCAACAUGGAGAUGAGAUUGUCCGUUUAAGUGAGCAGCUCUGUGACUAUCGCAACAAAAAUAUUAUUCUUCAGGCUGUUUUGGUUAAAGUAAUACAGUCUGCACAACAACUGCUAAGACCCCGCAAUGUAAGAUUUGAUGAAAUCCUAUUUGCCAUCCAGAAAAUUCAAAAUUCUGUGGAUGUACUUCCAAAGACUCUAUCCAAUGAAGAGCUAAGCAAACAGGUUCCACAAUCGUUUCAAAAAGUGUUUGACCUGAUAGAGAACUUAAAAGGUUCAAAAUCCGUGGAUGAAGCUGGACAAGAUGAAAAUGUGGUGAUAACAGAAACUUCUCAUUCUCCCAAGAUAGAUGAGGUAUCCAGACCUCGACCACCUCCUCCACCUCCAAAGACCACAAUUCCUCCACCAUCUCCUCCCACUUCAUUUGUCAUGCCUCCUACCCAACUAGCUCCGAUGAUCCCUGAAACCCACAAAGCUUCCAUUAAAGGUAAAGGCAAAAGGCCUUUGGAGGUUCCUGAAGUGAGUCGGAAUCAGAUGAAGACCUUUCGAGUGUCUGAGGAAGAAAAGAAGCAACAAGAGCUGGAAAACGAACUCCUUGCCAAGCAGAAACAUGAGGUGGCAACAGCACAUUCCUUUCAGGCGAACUCAAGUAAGGAGGAGCAACAGGCUUUAUCUCCUUUGGUCUAUGUUAUCAGACAAUUGAGGGAUGAUGAACUCGUGCCCAAACAAACUACAGCUCCUCCCUCCUCCGAUGAGUAUCAGUGGGAUAUACCCAUGUCUCCAAAUGCACGAUAUUAUUCAGUCUUCCAACCACUACAUCCACACCUCUCAAGUGAAAUGCAAAUCUUAAUUGAGUUGAACCGACUAGAGGAGUUUUUCAAGGCUCAUGCUCAGCCCCCAAAAGAUGUAUGGUCUCUCCGGAGGAUCAUAAGAGUCGUGGGAUACAAGAAGAAGUCUUUUAAGAAGGAAGAGUACUUCAGUUUUGAAGUGGUGCGAAGUGAUAACAAAAAAUAUUUCUUCUCCGAAGCCGAUUUUCCUAACCUCAAUCCUAACGACCUAUACGUGAUUGGCAAACACUUCCAGACCAAACUCCUCACUCAUGAACCUUACAGAUUUCCCUUUCUCCAAAUCCAGAGAUUUCUAAGGUCUUUGGUCUAUGAUCUUAGCAGCAUUGAUGCAGAACAAUUUGAUAGCUUUGUGGAUAAUCCACCCGAAGAGAUGAACCAAGAUCUGGAAGGAAUUGAGAACAGACAUCGAGGACCUACUGAGGAUCCUGAACUAGGGAUCAUCUUCUCUAAUGAAAAGGGUAGUCCGAGGCUCUUUUUUCGAUUAAAACAGAAGCAUCGCUGCAAAACGGAGUUCCUUGAAAAGAUGAUCAAUCUUACCUUAAGGUCCAAUGCAUCUGCAGCUAUAAAGGUGAAGAUCAUUGAAGAACUAGAGUGGUGGGUAGCAGUUCGUAAGUGGAUCAAGAGAGCAACAGACCUCGUGAAAAACAAGAUCUGA
This is a messenger RNA of Lactuca virosa, 3909 nucleotides long. NCBI's taxonomy places the organism in Eukaryota, Viridiplantae, Streptophyta, Magnoliopsida, Asterales, Asteraceae. The record is from the annotation of a GenBank genome assembly.